GGAUCGCAUGAAUUUAAAUCAAACGAGGAGGAGUUUUAGCAGGCGAAUUCGUUGAUGAAUAGGCUGUUUUACCGGUGUUUUGCGAUAAAACCUCCUUCUUCACAAAAAUAUUGUAAUUCAAUAUGGCUUGGGUACCUUUAGAGUCGAAUUCAGAGGUUAUGACGAAGUUUCUCCAUAAGUUGGGCGUCCCAAAGAAGUGGUCGAUCAUAGAUGUAUAUAGCUUCGACUCAGAUUUGUUGGCGAUUAUCCCUAGGCCUGUUCUUGCCGUUGUACUGCUUUAUCCUGUUCCUGCAAAGACUGAAAAGAUUGAAGAGGAAAAAGAAGAAGUUAAGGAUAGCAAAAGUGAUGCUCCAGAAUCUGUUUACUAUAUGAAGCAAUGUAUUUCAAAUGCGUGUGGAACAAUUGCGUUAAUUCAUAGUGUGGCCAAUAAUUUGGAUGCCAUACAGUUAGAGGAUGGAUUUCUUAAGACAUUUCUAGAUCAAACCAAAGGACUUUCUUGCAACGAGCGUGGAGAACAUUUAGAAAGUGCGCAAGGAAUCAUCGAUACUCACAUGGAAUCUGCCCAGGAAGGACAGACCGAGGCACCAGCUGAAGAUGUGGAGGUGUACUACCAUUUUGUCGCAUUUGUACAUAAAGACGGUUCUUUAUAUGAGUUAGAUGGUCGAAAAACUGCGCCUAUCAAUCACGGUUCAACUACGCCGGAAGCACUUUUGAACGACGCCGUUCGCGUAUGCAAGGAAUACAUGGAACGCGAUCCUACCGAAGUGCGUUUUACGGCGGUCGCGCUCGCUGCCAGCGAAUAAAUGCCAUCUCCCCAAAAUGCAUUCACUUUUAAGCUAACUUAAGAGAGAGAUAUGAAUAAUUUAUUUUAUACGUUACAAUGUUACAUAUGUAUUUCGCUUUGGCAACCCGUUUAUUUUCAGUUUUUUUUCCGAUGCCAGCUUUCUCGACAAUAUGUAGCACGUCAGUGAAAGAAAUUUAUAUACGCAGUUAUUUAUUGUA
Nylanderia fulva is the source of this 1002-nucleotide messenger RNA. It is a transcript of the gene Uch, whose product is annotated as Ubiquitin carboxyl-terminal hydrolase. Gene Ontology annotation, molecular function: cysteine-type deubiquitinase activity. Gene Ontology annotation, biological process: ubiquitin-dependent protein catabolic process; protein deubiquitination. Lineage: Eukaryota; Metazoa; Arthropoda; Insecta; Hymenoptera; Formicidae. Gene Ontology annotation, cellular component: cytoplasm. The record is from RefSeq and is a predicted model, not a curated record.